Molecule: messenger RNA, 1410 nt
Organism: Symbiodinium sp. CCMP2456
Lineage: Eukaryota; Dinophyceae; Suessiales; Symbiodiniaceae
Source: the annotation of a GenBank genome assembly
AUGUCCAAGUGGUUGCUCUCCUCCAUUGCAUUCCUGUCGGUGCAAAUGCCUAUGGCGCACAGAUUCACUCAAAAUAUACAGCUUGCACUGGACAACAAUCACAUCACACGAGCCAGCGCGUGGUAUGACCACGGACGCGUAAAAUACGUCGAUGCAACGGAGGACGACCAGGAGAAGAUUAUGACGGGAGUCGGGUGCUACUGCAAGAAGGUGCAAUCCAGGGAGGACUGCCCGAGCAUCAAGGCCAAUCACGACGUCAGUGCUCCCAACCGCUACCGCUGGUAUCACCAAGAUGCUGAAGACGGGUUAUGUUGCAAGAUGGCUUGGACGUCACUCUUCACAUGGGUUGGCCUUCACUACAAGCGUCAGGAGAUUAUGGAUCCUUGUGUGUCCGAGGUCAGGCCAGCACCAAGCGCAGCCUGUUGCCAUCUCAAGAACAAGCAGGGCUCCGUUGGCCUCCGUGUGAAGCAGACUUAUUCAGAGGCCUGGGUGCAGGGGUCAUCGCGGAACUACGGAGCGACCGUCGAGCGGCGAUUCUGGAAAGUCCAGGCGCUUAACUUGGAAGAUGUCCUGGGAAGUACAGAUCACACCGGAGUGCCGAUUGAUGUGGAGGAUGUGCAGGGCUUCGUGGAAAACGGUCUAGACGCCGGUCGCUUCGAGCGAUUGGAGUGCGAAGAAACGGAACUGAUCAACGACUCAGGGGAUUGCCUCCUCCGUACGAAGGCCUCGUCGGAGUGCUGCUGCCACCAGGCAACCUUGACAGCAGCCGAGCGGUGCUUGCCUGUAGACGGCGCCCCCAGCAACACAGAGGACACGUACCUUGAAGGAACCUACAGCGAGGAGGGCUACAAUGGCCACAAGAAGGGAUCCAUUAGCUUCCCGCCAGGUCCGAACGCAAAGGAGCGCGAAAUUCUUCCAGAGAUUGUGCAUUCUGUUGAUCCCGAAAUGGUCGACGAUUUGACUACAGCUGCCAACGAGUCCGAAAUGGUUUUCCCUUGGGGGCAGAAUCCUCAGUGGACGGCGACCUGUUUGAUGAAGCAGAAAGUGGCUUACGUCAGAAGCCAGCGACACAGCAAGCGGGUGCGCAGCGGAACACAUUGCCACAGAGUGGGGAAAAGCACACAUUGCCGACCCAAAUAUCGCACCAAGCAUUGGACAACGUAUCAUCAAGAGUACUCCGACAAGUGCAUCAGGUACAAAUUCACCCGCACAUGCUCAGCCGGGCAUGCAUUCUACGAGAAGCAAUUUCCGCCGGGCGUUUGUGCCCGAGAACCUACGGACGAGAAUGAAGAUACAGUUCAGCUCCAAGAUCUUGGCAGUUUGAGCUUCAUGUGCCCUGAAGACUACAAAAGCGGCACACCAGGAGGAUAUCGUUUUACCGAGCUAUGCCAGUGUGCCGCCUCAUGCUAG